AUGGCGCCAACUGAUAAGCCGAUUCUGUUUCACUAUCCGCCGUCAAUCUACUCUCAUCGCGUCCUAUGGUAUCUCUGGCUUCGUGGCAUCGCGUAUGAUGAGUGCGUCCAGCCUCCGGUAAUGCCGCGUCCAGAUCUUGCUUCGAUCGGCGUGGGUUACCGCAAGAUUCCUAUCCUGGCGAUUGGGAAAGACGUCUACUGUGAUUCGCGCCUCAUCAUCUCUAAGCUCGAGGAGUUGUAUUCUGGCAGCACUCUGACGCCUUCUACCCCGGGUGAAGCAGGAAUACGGAAGCUAUUCGAGAAUCUCUCGGUUGAUGGUGGGGUCUUCGCGAAUGUGGUAAGGCUGAUGCCAUAUUGGAGCGACUCGGGACUGCUGCAGAACAAGGUCUUCCUUGACGAUCGACAGAAGUUGUCGGGUGGGAGGCGCAUGACAAAAGAGGCUAUGGAGGCUGGCCGGCCGGAUGGCUUGCAGAAUAUUCGCAAUGUUUUCGAUCUGUUCGAAAGCACGUUCCUCGCUGACGGCCGGGAAUGGAUCCUAGGCACGAACGAGCCGACUGUUGCAGACAUUGACGCGGUGUGGCCGUUUGAGUGGAUGAUCGUUGAUCCGUAUAUGAAAGAGUGCUUGCCUCAGCAGAACUUCAAUGAUCGAAUAUACCCGAAAGUAUAUGCGUGGGUCAGGCGUUUCAUGGAUCUCGUGGCAGAGAAAAAGCAGGCGUAUGCUAUGCCUACAACGCUUGAUGGCGAAGCUAUGGCCAGUCAGACUCUGAGCGCCUCUUCGCCUGCCGAUGAUAUUGGCUUCAUCAACGAUGACCCACUAGACUUCAAACAAGGUGAUGAGGUCCAGAUAUUUCCCUCAGACUACGGACAGAUGGGCGUCAGCGUUGGUAAGCUUGUCGGUCUGAGUACAAACGAGGUUGUCAUCGAGAACGACAAAGGUCUGCACCUGCAUUUCCCGCGAUGGAACUUUAGUAUCAAGAAGGUCUCUACUAGCAUCGCAAGAGCCCCAUCUACUAUCAGCGAAGCACAAGCGAUCCCCAAGAUGCGUCUCAUCUACCACCAUCAGUCACCAUACACGCGAAAAGCUUUUAUGCUUGCCCACGAACUCGGUCUGGCAAAACACAUCACGCUACAGAAGGUUGUAGUAUGUCCCGUACCAAUUGCCGGCUGGAGCGACAACAACGACGACGUGUCCGUGUUCAACCCCAUGACCAAAAUUCCGUGCCUAGUUCCGGACAAUGUACCAGACGGUAUCUACGACUCCAGAAUCAUCUGCGAGUACCUGGAGCACAUGGCAUCCGUCACACGAACAAAAGACGCGCAAUACUGGCAGUUGCACACACUUCACGCGUGCGCAGACGGCAUAAUGGACGCCGCCAUACUCAUCACGUACGAAGUACGCAUCCGCAAGGAACGCAACCUGUACUUUGACGAGUGGGUCGAAGGCCAGAAGCAGAAGAUUGUCCGUGGCUUGGAUAGACUGCAAGUUGCAGCCAAGGACGGCAUAUUACCGGACCCAAGUGCAGCACCAGCAACGGCGGAUGAGGUGGCUGUCGCCGUGGCUACCGCUAUGACGGGCAAUAUGGGUCAUCUGGGAAUUGACUGGAGCAAGGGCAGGCCGCAGUUGGAGGCAUGGAUGAAGAAGUGGGAGAGUCGGCCGAGUUUUGUGGCGACGCCGCCGUUAAAGGAGUGGGGCACCAGUGUGGAUAUUAAGACUGCCUCGAAGAUGUAG
Messenger RNA from Parastagonospora nodorum SN15, 1728 nucleotides. RefSeq lists its product as hypothetical. The record is from RefSeq and is a predicted model, not a curated record. The transcript has a single exon. Gene Ontology annotation, biological process: L-phenylalanine catabolic process; glutathione metabolic process. Bases 1 to 1728 code for a protein of 575 amino acids. Lineage: Eukaryota; Fungi; Ascomycota; Dothideomycetes; Pleosporales; Phaeosphaeriaceae. Gene Ontology annotation, molecular function: glutathione transferase activity; maleylacetoacetate isomerase activity.